CGAGGCGAGGAGGAGAGGAUGCGAGGAGGCAUGGAGAAGGACACUGACUUCCACCGGAGCAACUCUGGACUAUAAGAGCUCAUGCAGAGGAGCAGAGGAGCAGAAGGAGCCGUGUGCGUGUGGUCCGCUGAGAUGUGCCUGUAGGAGCGUUUCACACACGGGGGUUGAUGCUGAUGAAACUGAUCUGCUCGGCAGUGAGCUCCAACCAGAGCCAUGGGGAGUACCCGGAGUGCAGGAGCGAGCGUGAGCCUGUGGGGGAGCCCUCUCUGCUGGUGUCUCCUCUGGUGGUGGCGGGAAUCGUCAUAGGCUUGGUGCUCUUCCUCUCCUGCAUCACCAUCAUCGUGGGCAGCCUGCGCAAGGACAGCCGCCUGCGCAACCCCCACCUCAGGGCCAGCUACGGUCAGGAUGGCUUCUCGUACGGCGGCUCGGUGGGGGAGCUGAGGUCCACCUGUCUGGAGGAGUUUCCCCCUGGGUUAGACUUCCACUCGUACGCAGAGGGUCUGGACCAGAUCAGCAGCCUGUACCCGGACUCUCCCCCACGUUAUGAAGAGUGCGUCGGCCCUGGUGCGACCGAGAUCUACAUCCCCACAGAUGACCCUCCUCCUUACUCCCUAUUGGACCCAUGCCAAGAAGAGGCGGGGCAUGGGGAGGAGCCUAACCACACCCACCACAGCACCAGCACAGACAGCUCAGCCAGCACUUCCUGGUUCUCCCCCACCCCCCACUGCCUCUCGGGACAGCACAUCACCUCCCUUUCCUACCCCAUGGAGGAGGCCCCGCCCUACGAGUCCGUGCUGAUGGACUCGGGUCAGCCCCUCCCUCUUAUGCCAUGUGACCUUUACAAACACCAAUCAGAGGCCAGAGGGGAGGGCGGGGACGCACAGCUAGCAGAGACAAGUCAAAUCCUGUAGUGACUUUGCUACAUGGACGAUACGUGAAGGAGGACUGGGAUAUAGCCAGCACUGCAGUUUCUGAAGCGUUCUGAAAUUAUUCUUAUUCUAGUCUGUUUUUACAGCCUCAACUUUGACUGUUCUUUUGUAUCCUGUCAUGAACUACUGCUACAAUAAGUCUUUGUCAUAUUGUACAAGAUAGCUUUCUAGAAGUACGAAAAUUAGGAUUAAAGGUCACAUAUUAUGCUAAUUCACCUUAUGUGAGCGAGUGGAAUAAUGUUUUUUCUCCAUCAAUCAUAUACCUGCAUGUUUGGGUAAUCCUGCAAAAUCAGUGUCUCUCAAAAUGCCCUGGUUCACCUUGGUGAUGUCAUUGGGUGGCUAACCAAGAAGUGAUACAUGUUUUAGUCCGAAACCCCUUCGCAAAAUCAAAGACUUCAUACACCUUCAGUGCCCAAAUUUGCCUUUACUCUUAUUUACACAGCUUAUUUCGGCCAGUAUUGCACCAACUACUGGAAAACGGUCAUUUUGUAUUCACAGAAAUAAUGACUGAAUUACUUUUACCAAUUUUUCAUUCCAUAUUGGUCAAACAUCAAUGCUAAUUUGCUUAAGAAUAGCUAAAUCAACAUUAAAAGGUGACCUUUAAAGACGAUAUGUUUUUCUAUGUAUUUAGAACUAAACCUGCAACUUAAUCAGACAUUUUAUGACCUAAAAUCUGUACGAGGCUGUGGGCGGGGAUAGGUGGCAGGAGAAAACAGAAUUUCACACUUCAAAUACACAAUACAGGAUUACUCAAAUAUGCAUGAAUCUCACAAUACAACUCCGAGUGAUCAACAUUAUAACUUACAAACUCACAAUAGUUGAUUUUACAUAAUAUGUCUCCUCUAAAGUUAAGCUAACAAGCACAGUGUUCUUCCCUGUGUCACUGCCCAUAGAACAUGACCCACAUGUUGGAGCCAUACUCCAUGUUUGAAUCCUCCUGUUCUGAAAACGUUUAGCGGGUUGCCUUGUUUGUGUGAUCCUUGCGGUCCUUAGUGCGGCGGUCUUAGGAGUAGUAAAGCAUAGAAUGAGACCGUUGUGACAUUGUAAACGUGGUCCAGUUACUAGUAAGAGGUUGGCUUUUCGACGUUUUUAAAAAAUGAUGUAAUGUACAGUUUGGUAUAGCACAGUAGCGUGGUCUACGGAACAUUUUUGUUAAUUAAACCAAUGUACCCACAUGUAGAGAUAUACUGUCACUUUCUCUCCAAUCGGGCUUUGUUAAUUAAGUUGGAGCUUAAAGGUGCACUAUGUAACUUUUCAAGUGGAUGGUAUGCCACCUAUUUGUCCCUGUGGAGAUGUUAUUGCUUUGGAUGUUACACAGUAUGAGAUUUAAUAUAUCUACUGACUGUAAAGCGCUUUGAGAGGCUUGAAGGUGGAAAAACACUAUAUCAAAAUGUGGCCGUGUAGUUAUUGGUCAAAAACACUUACGAACAACAUCAUUCUUACUGUGAGUGGGGUCGCCUCUCCGCAGAUCUUACCUGUAACUUGACAUUUUGCCUCACCUGCUUGCUUGUUUAUAUAACAAUAGAUAUGUUUAAUGCUAUACUAUGAAAAAAUCCAAGCAAAAGCAACAACAACUCCAUGGAGACUAUAGUAACUUUUGUAUAAUAUUCUGAGUUCAAAAUUACAAUCAGAACUUCCGAUCUAUAGUUAAACCAAAACGUGUCAUUGAAUGUAUUCCACAAACGACAACAACAGGUGGCGCUAGCUCCUAAACUCUGCGCGGAAGCUAAUAUAUCGAAAAGAUGUACAUGGAGAACACGACUGAAAAAUGGAUUCUAGUGUUUAACGCAGGACACAGCACACUCACAACUUCAAACUGUCCUACCACCCCAGAUGGCUUCAAAAGUGACGUGCAGUUUGUGGAGCAGCGUCAUGUAGCAGACAACCUCUUGACAUCCGAAGAGUCGAAUGCAACAACGAAGAAGUACUGUACAAAACAUAUGGAUGCUUUGUUUAGAAGAAUCAAUAGACCCAUCCAGUGUUUCUGUUCUAAAGAUGGUACGUUUUUAUUUGAGGAGUUAGCAUUAGCCACCAAACAUCACAGACGAUAAACACUCAAGACCAUUUUGAGUUGUUUUUUGGUUUUUUUAUUCUUUUUUUUUUUUGCAUAUUGAUUAAUGUUGAAAAUUGGCAUAGCAUAAAACUACACUGUCAGCUAGACCAAAUACUACGUAACUUUUCUGGGGCACAGUCUACCACCUGGUUGUUUCCAUGGAGAUGAUAUUGCGUUGCCUGGAAAGCUCCACAGUAUGGCAUUUAAUUGAUUUAUCCAGCUGUGUUAAUUAGCAAAUUCCUUGAAAAACAUACAUUAUUACUGUUACCAGGCUCGCCUCUCCAUAGAUCUAACUGUCACCUAUUGUGUUCAUGGUGAUAUAAAGUUAAUUCCAUAAUGUGGACACUUCAAAUCAAAGCUAUGGCGUCUCCAAGCAGGUGACGGACCCUCUGCACCAGAAAAGUCCCAGAGUGCAUCUUUAACUUUGGGAAAUGAAAUUAGCAGAUUGAUCUUAAAGAUACGUGCAUAAGCUUUUCUUUCUGUUUCCAAACAUCAAAAAUAUGUUUUAUUUUCUUGUAUUGCUAAAAUGAAUGAGAUAGAAAGUUGUUAGCAAACUGUGUGCGCCACUCAUCUAAACUAUAGACUGUGUGAAGAAGUGGACUAAGUGAGUGUGACGUCACCACAGCGUUCAGCUCCAGUCAAAUGAAGCUCAUCGAGGCUAGAGCAGUUAUAGGGAAUAGUGAAUUUGGAGCAGAGUCACAUAUUUGGAAUUCUGACCGUGAGUAUCAUAGCAGCCAAAGAGCCAAUCCAAAGCGAGGCUGUUGAAGGUAACAUCCCUUCCCACCCGCACUGCUGGUUUAGCAAGGAACAGGCACUUAGCAACGCUGUCAAUCAAACCUGUUGCUAACACUAGCUCCUCGGGGAAAGAAUGCGCCUGAUGCGUCUGUUUUUAAUGUCCAUUUCUUGGGUUACGGACACAAUAGCGAAAUAAAAACACCAGGAUGUAGAUGUAGUUGAUACGAACAUUUCAAGACUAAAAUGACGAGUGUGACAGCAGCAGUUACAAAAAGAGGGGUGACAAUUUUUCAGUGUAGAGUGAAUUGGAGCCAGAGUUGAUGGAGCCUGAAGUGCACUCAUGCUCACUUCCUGUUUGGAACAACUAGCACGUUACGUAUAUCCAUUUAUAUACACAGUCUAUGAUCUAAACACAUGGCCUUGAAGUCUAUCGCACCAAAACACACCAAAAUAUCGUUCCAACUUGCACCACGGAUGUACAAUGUGUUAUUAUUAUCACCACCAAACGCCAAAAUUAGUCAAACUGUUUAAUUAAUUUAAACAUUUAAUUAUAUUUUCGACACUUGUGUAUUCUAUGUAACAUCUUGUACAAAAACCACACCACACUGUCACAUUCUUAAGUGAUACCAGCAGUUUUCCCUUUAAAAGUGUAAAGUAAAUAAAUAAAUGUUUGUAUUUUGAAGGAAAGCCUUAGGGGUUUCCAUGGAAUCUAACACAUCCACCAUCGUUUACCGUCAACUCUACUCACGUCUCAUCGUGGCGGCCAUGUUUGUAGUUUUUGUAGUUUUUUCUCAAUCUCUCAGUGUGUCAUUGAAAUAUGUGCCUAACUGCCCUAAGACUGUUAGCUUGAUUGUUGUCGUAGCCAUAAUACUUUUGUUUUGGUAUUGUUGGUUGAUAAAUGUUUUAUUUUUGGUGGAGUUUGGCUUAUGGGUAGGGGAAGGCAAAGGUUUUAGUGCACAGUUAAAAUGAUUCAGGCUUGCUUAUAAUCUCAUCUGAAUUGACCCACCAUUUGAGAACAUCAGAUUGGGAUAACCAAAUUGAGAUAUAUUUCUGUUCUUUUUGAUAUAUUUUUGCAUUUUGUGAUCAUUUCUGAACACUUUUCCUUCGCCUUCCUCCAAACUCCACUGAUGUACGGGACUGUUUUAGGCUGACAACUGCAAUUCACAAACAACUUAUCUAAAUAAUUGUGUUUUUAUGUUUGGGUUUUUGUGUGAAAUGACACCAUCACCACUGACAUGUAAAGGAUUUCUGGAUGCUGUUUAAAGGUGCAGUGUACAGUUGGAUAUAGCUAUAUGUUUAAUGUUUACUUUAAUCAAACUCAUCUAUCAAGGAACUGACCAAUAGAGGCUUAAUAUCAAUUUAUCGGCACAGCAACCAAGUGUCACAUACAAAAGCAGAACAACAAAAGAGCAACAAAAGGUGUCAACUCUGAGCUAAACACAAAAUAUCAGACUAUUAAAGUACUUUAUGAAGAUGUGAGCCUGGUCACUGGUGAAUCUCCCUGAGUUCAGAUGAUCCUGAUUGAGAGGUGGAUUAGCCAAUCAGGGACAAGCAUGGUCCCUCCAUAGCAAAACAAAUAUGGCUGCUAAUGAGGGAAAAAAAAGGAAAAAAUAUAACACAGUGGACAGAAAAACAUCACAGAUUUCUGCUGAAUAAAUGAGCGAAGCAUUAAACUGUUAAUCCGAGGUGAGAAAUGUGAUUUUAUUUGUAAACGAUAGAUGACCAAUGAGCUUCUUUGUUUCACUGAAAUAAACAAAUCUGAUUGGACGAAUAUGUUUGGUUCUGGCUUGAGAUGCAAAGGAGGGAGUGGUGACCAGACUGAUAUAUAAAAAAUACAGAGAAAUAUACAUUAUACAGUGUUGAAAGCUUCACAUAUUUAAUCAUAGAACUGCCUACUAAGACUAAACAUACAUUAAAGUAAAUAAUGCCCCACUUUUUAUUGUUUUAUUUGUGUUCAGCUCUGUGUCAAGUGAAUCCUUUGUAAUCACUGCCAUUAUAAUUCAGCUGUUACACACUGCACCUUUAAAUACUUUGAUUAGAGUCGCUGUUGAUCGAAGUUUCCUCUAAUAAACACUUUGAUACUGUGAUAUUGUCCAAAUGUAAAAUAUAAAACUAUAUGUAAUUUAGACUUUAGACUCUAGACUGAAUUAGUAAUGUCUCAACCCAGAUUUAAAGGUAUAGCCUGUUUCAAUAGCUGAGUACAUACAAGUGUGAGGCCACUAGAGGGUGCUAUGGGGUCCUGGGGGAGACUCAAGUUUAAACCCAAGCAAACAUGGCAUAUAUACGCUCUAAAAAUAACACUAUGGAGUUGAUUUUUCUAUAUAUAAGGACAAGGACAAACUAAACAAGUGCAAGACUUUAUAACAUGAGCUAAUAAACUAUUACCAAACCAGGCUAAUCCAAAUCUUAAAGGCGCUGUACCAGAUUUUUAUCGUUUGCAAGGGUCCAGAGUUAUUCCCCACUUACUACAUGCAUUCUGAUUAUUCUAACUAUUCACCGCAACAACUAGGAUGCUAACACCACACUUCCUGAUUCUCGAACGCUUUAUAAUUAGACGCAGACAGCCCACAGCGUACAUAUUUUGACGUCAAGAGUUACUCACGCAAUAUAUCUGUACUGAGGAAAGCUGUUCAAAUACAUGGGAAAACAAUCAGGUACAAGCUCUUUAAUAAUAAUAAUUACAUAAUGAACAAGUACUUAAUUAAGAAUGAUUCAGCCAGAUUAACUACGUGUUAUAAUGUUGUUUCCUCAUCACAAACAAACCUGGAGUUUUGUUUUGUUUCAUUCUCACAUGUUUAACACAGAAACCCUGAAUAUUUAGACACUCUUCAACACUUUAAACACUCUGUUCCACCUUGUGAUGUCAUCAUGUGGUAAUACAGGAAGUGCUCCACUGUGUUUUUAAACUUCACACACCUUCACUCGAAUCAUUUGGAUGAUUUCAGCCCUGCAAUUCCCAAUCUCUACCCAACAAAAGCUAAAAGGUGGCUGUUAAUGUGAAAACUGCUACGUCAUGACAUCACAAGGUGGAACUGAGCAUUUUGAGCUUUGGAGACGUAGACAGACUAAUAAUAGAGUUACUCAAACAUGUGUGAAUGAAAGAAAACUCAACUCCAGGUAUGUUUUUGAGGAGAUAACAGCAUUAUAACAUGACUUAAAGCUCAAAAGAGUCAAUUUCGUAUAAUAAUAUAGGACUUUUAAUAAACUAUUUUACUAAACAACCAAUACUCCUCUGAUACUACCCCACAGAAAGCACAGUUGUAAAUGCGUACAACUUAAAUAUUAAAAUGUAGUAGGACAAUAGCAGACUUGACCGCUGUGUUUAGAAUAUAGAACAACAGUGAAAGUUGAAAUCCAUGUACCAGUGUUUGUAUUAGUGCCCAAAGUCCUUCAUAAUGCUUCAUAUUCAGAUCAUAUUUUGUGCGUUUGUCAUUGGACCAUGUGUGAGACCACCAUGUUGUUUUGCUGUCAGCACGUGUCAUGUACAUAGUAGAAAGAGUUAAGUUAUGGUCUUAGAGAUUGUGUUCUUAUGUGCAGGAGACGGGAAUAAAUCUCAAAUACAGUGAA
Messenger RNA from Periophthalmus magnuspinnatus, 7284 nucleotides. It is a transcript of the gene bean1, whose product is annotated as brain expressed, associated with NEDD4, 1. NCBI's taxonomy places the organism in Eukaryota, Metazoa, Chordata, Actinopteri, Gobiiformes, Gobiidae. The transcript has 6 exons. The record is from RefSeq and is a predicted model, not a curated record. The coding region runs from base 168 to 911 and encodes 247 amino acids.